AUCUCCUUUUUCACCGGAUUCGACGUGAGCUUUGGACGUGUGGGAUUGCUGCCAAUGAGUGCCUGUGCAAAGGACUCUAAUCGGUCUGAUGCUGUGCGCAAGAGAUGUGGCGGCAUCGGAACAUCCAUGCUAGGGCUAGGGUUUCCUGAAGGCGGGGCGGAGGAAACCAUUGCCGGCGUCGGGGACCCAGAAGCCUGGUUGCCGGAGGCCAUAGAAGCACCAUCCUUCGUCGAGGUACCAUUUCCGACCUUCGCCGUUGACGCCUUUGCCUAUCGGCCUAGGAUUCGGAUUGAGGCGGGCAAGCCCUCGCGUCGUUCGCUGCAUGUCUUCGGCCAGGCACUCUUUCCAUUGCUUCUAUCUCGGGCAGCUCUAACUCUUUGGACUACUUCUUUGGCCUUCUCCUCGGGCGCUGGCCAGGUAAACUACUUUGAUAGCGGCGUAGAAGUCCUGCUGUUCGCUUCGGAGCUGCUUUGUCGCGUUGGAGAGGGGAAAGCGUUUUCCAACGAAAGUAGGAGGCGCGAUAUAAUUGACCUUUUCUUCGUCCCAAAGGUGGUGAUAGAAUCUCCUAUCCAUCAGCCCCAACAUCAAGGCAUGAACAUUUCUUCUUCUGGGCACUUAUUGACUAUUAAGAUUUCUUCUUCUUCAACCAUGUUGUUCCUUUGCUGA
Messenger RNA from Striga asiatica, 666 nucleotides. The record is from the annotation of a GenBank genome assembly. Lineage: Eukaryota; Viridiplantae; Streptophyta; Magnoliopsida; Lamiales; Orobanchaceae.